Penicillium riverlandense is the source of this 333-nucleotide messenger RNA. Its product is annotated as MGR2/ROMO1 family protein. The transcript has 5 exons. The record is from RefSeq and is a predicted model, not a curated record. Gene Ontology annotation, biological process: protein insertion into mitochondrial inner membrane; protein import into mitochondrial matrix. Bases 1 to 333 code for a protein of 110 amino acids. Gene Ontology annotation, cellular component: TIM23 mitochondrial import inner membrane translocase complex. NCBI's taxonomy places the organism in Eukaryota, Fungi, Ascomycota, Eurotiomycetes, Eurotiales, Aspergillaceae.
AUGCCUGUUGUUGCAGGACCAGCUGCAGGGGGUCCUGCCGGUCCCUCGACCUUUGACAAGAUGAAAAUGGGCGCCCUGAUGGGAUCCACUGUCGGUGGAAUCAUGGGUUUUAUCAUUGGAACCGUGACCGUCUUCCAGUACGGCGCUGGCCCCAACGGCGUCAUGCGCACCCUGGGCAAGUACAUGCUGGGUUCGGGUGCUACUUUCGGACUGUUCAUGUCCAUCGGUAGCGUCAUUCGCACCGAGGGACCUUACAACGAUGCCUGGCUCCGUGCCCGCGGACCCCCAAUGAUGCUCCCCCGCGCGAGCCCUCUGCGGCCGGUGCGCCAAUAA